AUGCUAUGUCUCUCGCAUUUUGAAAUGCCUAAAACAACACUACAUUUACAACAAGAGGUGAUCCGUAAGUCAAACGAAGCCAACUCUUCGGCACUUCUGGAGCAGAGAUAUAUCAAACUUCCCGUCAAAUCGAUCAAUAGAUUGAGUGAAUCCACUGAUAAUAAUCAUAAAAUUUUAAUUCAUAUCAACAAUACAUCCAAUCAUUUGAACGACAAGUUAAAGUCGACCACCGAAUCAAAUCCACAUAUACUGUACAAAAGUGGAAGUGUAGGGCCGCCGCCACCCCUUCCUAAACCCCCUCAUUGUAAAAGUCUAGGUCUGAGUCCAAAGUGUUGUUCUCUACUAUUUAAACACUCGUCCAAACCAUCGUCCAAACCAUUGCCCAAACCAUUGCCCACACCAUCGCCUAAAUUAUCGCCUAAACCCCCUCCACGUCCACUGACGAGUCACCCGGGCUUGAGUUGUAGCUCAGCAUCGAUUAUGCCCCGACACAAAGUACAGUUCUCAUCAAUCAAUACAAGUGAUACGCUUUCCAGUCCUCUAAACGAAGAUAAUGUUUGUAAUGUAUCAUCGAAUCCAACUCGUGAGACCAGUUUGACUGCCAGUGCCCUCAAUGCCUCCAACUCUGCCUCCAGUGUUGAGCGCAAUGGUUCGCAAUCAGUUCAAAACACAACACCAGUGCCACCCCUGCCCUCCACCUCAUCCACAUCGGGCUCGUGUGGCGCCGAUUGGAACAAAUCGGGCGCUUUCAUCAGCAAACCGGCCAGAGGUUGGCUCCAUCCCGACCAACAGAUCGCAGACACAGGCAUCGCAUAUGCUGUUCGGUACGUGGGAUGUCUUGGAAUCAACACAUCGAUGAAAAGUCUGGAUUUUGACACCCGAUCGCAGAUCGCAAAAGAAUGCAUUAACAGAGUCUGCGAAUUGGGACGACUCAAGACACCCGACAAGAAAAGACGCCCAGAGAAGCGAAUCACAAGGAUGUUAGCCGACAAUCCAAAUAUGGAGUGUGCCGGCGCUGACGUGAAUCUAGUGAUUACCAGCGGUUACUUGCAUUUAACUGUCAUCGAAACCGGAGAAAAUAUCGCCAGACAUGAGAUGCCGAACAUAUCUUUUGCUUCAGGAGGCGAUGCCGAUACAUUGGAUUUUGUGGCUUACGUGGCGAAGGAUCACCGCUACGGCAGGGCUUGCUUUGUACUCGAAUGUGGCGGAGGUCUCGCUCAGGAUGUGAUCACUACAAUAGGACAGGCGUUUGAACUCAGGUUUAAAGAAUUUCUUAAAAGAAGUCCCAAAAGUUUGUCAGUUAAUGAAAGACUGGAGUCGUCUGUUGCCAACGGUUCCAACUCAUUGAAUGCGACUAAUAAUCUAAACCAAGACACGGACACUAAGAAUCUGCCGGAAGAUCGGGAUUAUUACAACGAUUUGCCGGGAAAAAUGCCGCCCGAAGUGCCCAAAGGGGACGCACCCGAUAUGGCGCCCGCCAAAGAAGGCUCGACCAUUCAAAGGGUGGCACAGACUGUGCCACAGGCGGCCCCACGCACUGGCCUUAAAAAGACUAGUGAACAAAACAGUCCUAAUCUGAUUGACCUAAACAUUGAUAUUCAAGAGCAGAACACAGGAAACAGUACACAAACAACAAGUACUGCACAAACAGAAUCUGAUUGUCAGCAAAAUGAGCGAUCAGAGCACCAAUACGUCAAUUGUGCCGCUGAGGCAUCAAAUGACAAUCAAAACAAAGCCGAACCGCUAUCCGAAUCAUCGACACAAUUAACACCGAAAGAUCCCUUCGAUAUGAAGCCCUUCAAUAGCGCUUUGGCUGAAGUAUUGGACACUCCGGCAAACAGUGCGGAAAGAGUUGCUUCUCAUUCAAAAAGUAGUGUUAUUAGUGAACUGGAAGGGGAGGACUGGUUUCACGGACCCAUUAGUCGCAAAGACAGUGAAACACUGGUUGUAAAAGAUGGAGAUUUUUUGGUGCGAGAGUCUCAGGGCUCUGCCGGACAGUAUGUGUUGACUGGAAUGCAAAGUGGAAUUAGAAAGCAUUUACUUUUAGUCGAUCCCGAAGGAGUGGUUCGGACAAAAGACAAGACAUUUGAGAGCGUUAGUCAUCUCAUUAAUUAUCACCGAAACAAUGGUCUGCCUAUCAUUUCGGCGGAAAGCGCUCUCGUUCUACGAAAUGCUGUAUUCGUAAAGCGUUGAGUCUUUUAGCCAUCGAUUAGAUUUGUUUUACAAUUGAAUAAUAUAUAUAUGAAUGACGUUAUCAUCGGUUGUCUGAAUCUCACAAUUUGUGCCAAUUCUUGACUCAUAAAAAUAGUAUUAUAUUUUCAUUAACUGUCAUUAGAAUCAAAAUGUUUUAAUUUAAAAAAUGCUUUAUAUAUUUAAAUAUGAUAUGCAGUAUAAGUACCGUAAAUGAUAUAUAAAUGAUAUAAUGAGUGCCUCUUUUAACAAAUUUUUAUCAAAUGAGAUAUUAUUGUAAAAUAUUUAUUUUGAUCGCCGAUCAGUUGUAUUGUCUGGAUAUU
Molecule: messenger RNA, 2513 nt
Organism: Medioppia subpectinata
Lineage: Eukaryota; Metazoa; Arthropoda; Arachnida; Sarcoptiformes; Oppiidae
Source: the annotation of a GenBank genome assembly